Molecule: messenger RNA, 1683 nt
Organism: Marchantia polymorpha subsp. ruderalis
Lineage: Eukaryota; Viridiplantae; Streptophyta; Marchantiopsida; Marchantiales; Marchantiaceae
Source: the annotation of a GenBank genome assembly
GACAGUGAGCCUUGUAAGAGGAGGCAAGUCCAGGAAGAAGAGAGCGGGGAGUGAUCGCAGGAGGCUGAAAUUUCAGAGCAUAGGUUUGUGGAGCGCGCAGAAAUUUUCAAGUCGAACGAAGACCUUCGUUUCAAAUUGAACUAGCAACACAGCAAUCAUGCCUGUAGAUAUCGAGGACGAUCUGCUGAAGGAGAAGAACCCCCCUCCUCUCGAUGAAGACGACAUCGCCCUUCUUAAAACUUACGGAUUGGGGCCGUAUGCCGCUCCAAUCAAGAAGGCCGAGAAGGACAUUAAGGAUAUGGCGAAGAAAGUGAAUGAUCUAUGCGGUAUCAAAGAGUCGGACACUGGACUUGCCGCUCCUAGUCAGUGGGACCUCGUCUCCGACAAGCAGAUGAUGCAGGAGGAGCAACCCUUGCAGGUGGCGAGAUGUACGAAGAUUAUUAACCCUGGCGCGGACGAUUCGAAGUACGUGAUCAACGUAAAACAAAUUGCCAAGUUCGUCGUUGGACUUGGUGAGAAAGUGUCCCCCACGGAUAUAGAAGAGGGCAUGAGAGUUGGGGUCGAUAGGAAUAAAUAUCAGAUACAAAUUCCCUUGCCACCUAAGAUUGAUCCUAGUGUCACUAUGAUGACUGUUGAAGAAAAACCAGACGUCACAUACAACGAUAUCGGUGGUUGCAAAGAGCAGAUUGAGAAGAUGCGAGAGGUCGUGGAACUACCCAUGUUACACCCAGAGAAGUUCGUCAAGCUUGGUAUUGACCCGCCUAAGGGAGUGCUAUGCUACGGGCCUCCCGGUACUGGUAAAACUCUAUUGGCCCGAGCUGUUGCCAAUCGGACUGAUGCCUGCUUCAUCAGGGUUAUUGGAAGUGAACUGGUCCAGAAAUACGUUGGUGAGGGCGCUCGGAUGGUCCGUGAACUUUUCCAGAUGGCAAGAUCAAAGAAGGCGUGUAUUGUUUUCUUUGAUGAAGUAGAUGCUAUCGGAGGGGCUCGUUUUGAUGACGGCUUGGGUGGAGAUAAUGAAGUUCAACGAACUAUGCUUGAGAUAGUCAACCAGCUGGAUGGUUUUGAUGCUCGUGGAAAUAUCAAAGUCUUGAUGGCAACGAAUAGACCGGAUACCCUCGAUCCUGCACUACUGCGUCCAGGACGUCUCGACAGGAAGGUAGAAUUUGGUCUUCCAGACCUGGAAAGUAGAACUCAAAUUUUCAAGAUCCACACUCGCACGAUGAAUUGCGAAAGAGAUAUACGAUUUGAACUUUUGGCCCGACUUUGUCCCAACUCUACAGGUGCCGAUAUCAGGAGUGUUUGCACAGAAGCCGGCAUGUAUGCUAUUCGGGCGAGGAGGAAAACUGUUACGGAGAAAGAUUUCCUAGAAGCUGUAAACAAAGUUAUCAAGGGUUACCAGAAGUUCAGUGCAACACCCAAGUACAUGGUCUACAACUAGGAUAUUAGUAGAUCAUUUUGGUGGAACAGAUGCCGAUUACCUUGUACCUUUUUGCAAUAAGAAACUCUUCAUUUUUGUACAUUACAGAUUUGUCAUCCGGGCAGUGGAAUGAGCUUUAUAUAAGUAUUGCUGGCAAGCUCAAUGCUGAGCUUCCUGUAUGAAGGCUGCAGUCUCACGAGGACAUGUAGUGCGUCUUUUGUUUCAUCCAUACACCGGCAUUAAAGUUGUAGAGUGCACCCAGUGGG